AUGGUGGUAGAGGCUAUUCACAACUAUAAUCCAACAGUAAAGGUAACUAAAGUUAUUUGGGGACCACCAAAUACUAGUUGGGUUAAAGUCAACACUGAUGGAGCAUCAAAAGGAAAUCCAGGAAGAAGUUCCUGGGGUUUUUGUGUGAGAAAUAAUAAAGGGGAUGUCAUACAAGCUCAGGCUAAGGAGAUUGAUGAACCUUUAAUUACUAAUACACAGGCAGAAACAAUGGCACUCUUACAUGCUUUGAAGUACAUAGAUACAACACAACUAGACAAGGUGAUUAUAGAAACUGAUUCUCUAUUACUUAAAAACAUUGUGGAAAGAGUGUGGAAAGUACCAUGGAAGGUAGUGAAUAUUCUGGAGGAAAUAUGGAGGCUAAUGCAAGGAAAAACAGUGGUUAUAUCACACAUUUUCAGAGAAGGGAACAAACUAGCCGAUUACCUAGCUAACCUAGCUCUAGAGAAAGGGACUGUUCAGGUGAAUUGUUUUCAAGAAUUAGAAUCUCAAGGCAAGAGAAUAGUGAACAGUGAUAAACUAGUGGUACCAUAUCUAAGAAUCCGACAAUGCAGAAAAUAA
Molecule: messenger RNA, 579 nt
Organism: Solanum verrucosum
Lineage: Eukaryota; Viridiplantae; Streptophyta; Magnoliopsida; Solanales; Solanaceae
Exons: 1
Coding region: 1-579 (192 amino acids)
Molecular function (GO): RNA-DNA hybrid ribonuclease activity; nucleic acid binding
Source: RefSeq, a predicted model, not a curated record